AUGCAUAAUAGCCCUUAUGCUAUGCACCCUGGCAAGAAUAAGAUGUACCGCGACCUUCGUGAGUUAUACUGGUGGCCAGGUCCUAAGCGAGAGGUUACUGAAUUUAUGGCUAAGUGCACUUGGGAGGAUUACUUGCCGCUAGCAGAGUUUGCUUAUAACAACAGCUAUCAGUCUAGCAUUCAGAUGGCACCUUACGAGGCUUUGUAUGGUUGUAGGUGUCGCACACCUUCAUGUUGGAUUGAGUUGGGUGAACGGCGUGUUCUAGGCCCUGAACUAGUUUCUGAUACCGAGGAUAAAGUUAAACUGAUUUUAGAUCGUUUGAAAGCAGCAUCUGAUAGGCAGAAGUCUUACGCCGAUCUGAAGCGUUGA
Messenger RNA from Gossypium raimondii (Peruvian cotton), 369 nucleotides. RefSeq lists its product as uncharacterized. Bases 1 to 369 code for a protein of 122 amino acids. Gene Ontology annotation, molecular function: nucleic acid binding. NCBI's taxonomy places the organism in Eukaryota, Viridiplantae, Streptophyta, Magnoliopsida, Malvales, Malvaceae. The transcript is spliced from 2 exons. The record is from RefSeq and is a predicted model, not a curated record.